This is a messenger RNA of Salpingoeca rosetta, 704 nucleotides long. RefSeq lists its product as uncharacterized. The transcript is spliced from 6 exons. NCBI's taxonomy places the organism in Eukaryota, Choanoflagellata, Craspedida, Salpingoecidae. Bases 233 to 532 code for a protein of 99 amino acids. The record is from RefSeq and is a predicted model, not a curated record.
GGAUACUUGCCACGCGUGCCAGCUGCACUCGCCUCACACAUGGCAUGUGGUGAGGUGCCAGCACACAUCACAAUGUUGAUGGAAGUGGGCUCGCAUGCCGACUGCUGCUGCUGCAACUUCCCCGAUUCAGCUGCCGCUGUUGUGUUCAUGCAGUGUUCCCACAUGUUAGCAAGGCAAGGGGGCGACUACCUGAGGAUCGUUGGAGGAUGAUGGGCGGUGCACACAUGAUGGAAUGGGAGGAGCAGCUGUGGACACACACAUCCAUGGUCAUGGUGGGCACAUCCUAUCACAGCGACGCAGUCAGUCGCAGAUGUCUCCUCAGUCACCAUCAUCGCCGCCAUUGCCAUCGACUGCACAGCCGCCAUCACACUCCGGCCAACACCAGCUCCAAUCUGGCGUGAGGCACACAUUGCACAUGUCAGUCGCUCUGAUGAAGAGCCGAGCGAGCGAGCAAAGGACACGGCGUGGCAAGGGGCCAUUUGUUUUCACCGUUUCCACCGUUUCCACCACCAACAACAGCAGCAACUGCUGAUGUCUGCCUGCAUUGUGGAUGAACUGGCCCUCUGCCUCUCGUCCAUCUCCUCCUCGUCCUCGUCGUUUUUGGUCACCAACAGCAGCGGCUGCGGCCAUGGAUGUGGAGGAUGUGAUGUGCGUCGAUGUGCUGUUGCCUCGCAUGACGACGACGCUGGUGGUGGUGAGAGUUU